CAAUCUCCUCAGUCAUUCAAUAGUCAUAAAAUGUUUGUCAGUGACACAAUAUUUUUCUUUUUAUAUGCUUUCGAUUAAUUCAAUUUUGCCGUCCAUUUUUAGAAAAGAUAUAUCUUAACAACAUUUUUUUCAUAUCGAGGAAUGGCGGCGUCUUUGUGCAUCGUUCCUUCCCUUUAUUUCUCUUCUCAACCCUACAAACGUUUUGAGAUAAAGGCUGCUGGAAAUACAUACGGAACUUUCUUCCGCGCGACAACAUUUGGAGAAUCUCAUGGAGCUGGUAUUGGUUGUGUUGUUGAUGGAUGCCCGCCUCGUUUGCCAUUAUCAGAAGCAGAUAUUCAACUCGAGCUAGAUCGAAGGAGGCCAGGUCAAAACAAAGGCACCACUCCAAGAGAAGAAGCAGAUGCAUGCCAAAUAUCUUCUGGAAUUACUGAUGGGCUAACUACAGGAUCACCUAUUAAAGUAGAGGUGUUCAACACAAAUACAAGAGGGAGUGACUAUAGUGAAAUGUCAAAAGUUUAUAGACCUUCACAUGCAGAUGCAACUUAUGACUUCAAAUAUGGCUUGAGAUCUAUAGAGGGUGGAGGCAGAUCUUCUGCCAGAGAAACAAUUGGGAGAGUUGCUGCUGGAGCAAUUGCUAAGAAAAUUCUGAAGCAAUUUUCUGGUACUGAGGUUCUUGCUUAUACUUCUCGAGUUCACAAAGUAGUGCUUCCUGAAGAUUUAGUUGAUUAUGAUACACUAACGCUUGAUCAGGUAGAGAGUAAUAUUGUGAGAUGCCCAAAUCCAGAGUAUGCAGAAAAAAUGAUUGCUGCCAUUGAUGCUGUACGAGAGAGUGGAGAUUCCGCAGGAGGUAUUGUUACUUGCAUUGUCAGAAAUGUGCCUCGGGGUCUUGGUUCGCCAGUUUUUGAUAAACUUUCAGCUGACCUAGCUAAAGCUGUUGUGUCAGUGCCAGCAAGUAUAGGAUUUGAGUUUGGUAGUGGAUUUGCAGGAUCUUGUAUGAUUGGUAGCGAGCAUAACGAUGAGUUCUAUAUUGAUGAGAAUGGCAGAAUCAGGACGAAAACUAACCGGUCUGGUGGAAUUCAGGGUGGAAUAUCUAAUGGAGAGAUUAUUAGCAUGAAAAUAGCUUUCAAGCCAACACCAACAAUCAAUAAGAAGCAGAAAACAGUGACUAGGGACAAACAUGAGACAGAACUCAUAUUUCCUGGCCGCCAAGAACCAUGUGUUGCCCCACGAGCUGUUCCAGUUGUGGAGGCCAUGGUAGCUAUGGUGCUUGUUGAUCAACUAAUGGCACAAUAUGCUCAAUGCAUGCUCUUUCCUAUUAAUCCCACCCUACAAGAGCCCAUGAGCACAUUGAAAACUAAAUUAGACCAUGCUGUUCUUAACUGAAUUAGACAAUUUGUUGUUACUUAUAAUUAAGAAUUGAAAUGUUAGUGUCUA
Molecule: messenger RNA, 1434 nt
Organism: Capsicum annuum
Lineage: Eukaryota; Viridiplantae; Streptophyta; Magnoliopsida; Solanales; Solanaceae
Product: chorismate synthase 1, chloroplastic-like
Exons: 13
Coding region: 142-1383 (413 amino acids)
Biological process (GO): aromatic amino acid biosynthetic process; chorismate biosynthetic process
Cellular component (GO): cytosol
Molecular function (GO): chorismate synthase activity; FMN binding
Source: RefSeq, a predicted model, not a curated record